UAUUCUCCUAUCCGCUGGAUGCAUGUCAAUCACAUCUAUUCCGUUGCUAAACCCAGACCUCUUUCAUUUAUUUGCUCAUGCACUUCUCGUUUAUCAAGUUCCUCUCGCGUGUGCCCGCAUGUACCGAGAGUCAACAAAGUUCACGUGACGAGUAUUGCUUUGACCAUCCUGGGGAAUUUCAACAUGCUUCACUCCUACUUAACCCCUCGACAUCAAGCUUUGCUCAUCAUCAGACUCUCAAAUCUACACACUUUUCUAUUAUACUUCAGCAUGGCUGAAUUGCCGACGAGCAUCAUUUUGAAAGCUGUUGAUGAUGACCCGCCUGAUAGCAAUCCUUCUUUCACCAUUGAUAAGGAUGACAUUCAGACGCGUAACGAUGCAAUGGACCUUGCCUUCGAGGAGUAUAAGAAAGACAGAUCCGUAUGGAAUCUUCACUUCCACGCUGUGGGCGAAUGCGUUCCUGGUCCCACCAGCAAAGGCUGGCUCAGAUGGCUACAACAGAAUGCCGAUAGCAAUGGCCAGACUCUAUUGUAUGCGCACUUCUUGCCAAAAUUUCCUUCCCCGGACAUACCCAGGAUUCCUGAAUCUCGGCCUAUUCCAGCUCAUUCCCUUCCCGUACAAGCUACUACGACUCAAACCGCUUCAGGCGAGCUUACUAAAGGGGAUGCGAGCAGUAACAAGGGUGAAGUUUCCAAUUCGGUGGAGAGAAUCACUCCUGCCGAAUCAAGUCAGGCUUUAGUCCUUAUGCCACUGAACCCUCUUCCAGGAGUGUCCAAACCGCCUACCAAGCAGAGAGUACUACAGCUGGUAGUCUCCUAUACUGGUGAUGGUGGUACACACGGUGCAGAAGGCAGUAUGCCCCCGUACGACAUGAAAGCUCGAGGUACAAUGACAAACAAAACGCUCGUUACUAAGCUUUACGAUAGGCUUGUAGCGGAUAUGAAUAAGUCUGGACAUAUCCCUGAUGAACUCAUCAUCAGUUGGACCAAGUAUGUGUAUGGUGGAGAGGAUCCUACGGAAGAGGACAUCGAAGAGCUGUUGGAACCUAGUUCGGACAGAGGCUUCAAGACGAUUGGCGAUUUCUCUGACCACUACAAGACCGAUCUAUUACAUGUGGAGCUUAUCAUAUCGAUUUUGGACCCAUCGAGCCAGAACGAACGGCCGUUCGCAAAUAUCCGUGAUGCUCUUCGUGCCUUUCCCAGCGUCUCACGUCGCUGCCAACGGAUUGAGCAGACACAGGUUGCCGGGCCACAGAAUCGGUUGAAACGACGUAAGCUCACAGCAACUGCAGCACAAGAAGAAGACGACAAUAAAAACGACGACGAUAAGUUGAUCCCCUGGAAAUAUCAACGGGCUGUUACGGAGCCUUCCAGCAUAGUUAGUGCUCUCAGCCUUACGUCAGCCGAUUAUGUUGUCGCAGGCAAAGAUCGUAAGUACCCCAAGAUCAGAGUCGGUGAAGACAAGAUCAGUAUGUACACGGACCGAGUUCCGGAAUGCAAGGGUAGACCGAACAUCCUAGGUACCAAAAACGUGGUAUACAUGUCCGCAACAUUCAACAAUGGUACUCUUGUACCUCGUUUCUUUAUAGCCUGGACAGAUUACGAGGGCAAUGUAUUGCCUGUGAUAAGUGCAGACAGAGCAGGCCAAAGUCAUAGAUCUUUCGAGCACGUCAACUUCAGAGGACGAUUCAAACCAUGGAAUACACUCAAGACUAAGACUGAUCAGUCGACUGCUGCUAGAGCCUGGUGUGCCGCAUCUAAGGUCUGGGAUAUCAAACCUUCUAAGGCACGGUCAACUAGAGCUUUACCAAAACGCAAGUCGACAGAAGUGACACGACGCGCCGUAGAAAAUCCCGGUCGCGAUGUAGCAUCACUUCCAGCGCCACUGAUAACCAACGAGAUUGGAUACAGGCGUCGGAAUAUCGCUGUGUCCAUUAAUUCAAGAAGGCGACGGCAGAGAGAAUUGCGACGUGCCGAUCAAAUCGACGAUACAGAUAGCGGUCAGGAUGUACAAACGCCCUGUGAACCCUGCAAUAGACGCUCUACUGUGUGCCGAGUGUACGAUCCACGAGUCAACUCAGUGAUCCGUCGAUGCUCAGCCUGUAUACGCUCAGGCACAAAGUGCACUCUAGUAGAGACUUGUCCGACUGCAGACCGGUCCAUGACUAUGGAGGUCGUCCCAAAUUUGAAGCAGAACGACAUGCUUGUUCCGGUUGACAAUACCGCUUUGGCAGAAGCCCACUCGAACGUCCACAUGAAUACAGCUGUACCUACGGCAUCUACCGCUGCCAUCACUAGAAGCACGUCUCGGGACUCUUUCGUCGAACUCAAGCUCAAGGUCCGUUCGUUGCACGAGGAGGGCGCUGAUGGAGAUAUGGGCCGCAUUAAUGUCUUGAUCAAGAAAGAUGAUUCGCCCAAGCAGACCCUUGAAAAGGUCAAGGAUGAAGUGAUCAAUCAUGUUCGCCAUCUCGGAUCAGACUAUGCGUAUCUGCUCGAAGGAGGAUGCGCAUUCUCCACGCAGCUCAAGCUCGCAUAUCGUGUGCGCGAAAGAACGAUUUGGUUCGAUGUGCAAGACCAACACGUUGGUACCAUCAUGCGUUAUGUAUCUGACCGUGGCAACGAGCAGGACAAAGUGGCAGCACAGGGUUUAGUCACUCUUCGUGGGCGCAGGAACCUUUUAUAUAUGCUAUAAAGUCCCGGUAAGUAUGUAUAUUGGUAUCAAAAGCGUGGGGACUACGACAUCCAUCUUAGAGAUGCUGCAUCUCGGACAGAUGAAUGGAGCAACGGCAAUGAUGGUGUUUGUGUUCUUCUUGUAGUCACUGGGAUUUCUUUUCUUUAACUUCGAU
This is a messenger RNA of Pseudovirgaria hyperparasitica, 2845 nucleotides long. RefSeq lists its product as uncharacterized. NCBI's taxonomy places the organism in Eukaryota, Fungi, Ascomycota, Dothideomycetes, Acrospermales, Acrospermaceae. The record is from RefSeq and is a predicted model, not a curated record. The transcript is spliced from 3 exons. Bases 19 to 2691 code for a protein of 890 amino acids.